This is a messenger RNA of Moneuplotes crassus, 992 nucleotides long. The record is from the annotation of a GenBank genome assembly. Lineage: Eukaryota; Ciliophora; Spirotrichea; Euplotida; Euplotidae.
GUUAAAAAUGGAUUAUCAUAGUACGAGAGCGAAUGCAAAGAAGGAAGGAUGAAAGAAGUCCUUAUCAAUGUUCAACCAAAUCACCUGAAUAAACCCUGACUCUGCAAUAGACAGCAACACUGAUUGCUCCAGCUGCUCCAGUGAUGAAGAUAUCACCACCGCCAAAGACUUCAGCAGCUUCUGCGAAAAGAUCACUUCAAAUAGCACAAUAGACUGGACAUCACAGGAUGUGUUAAAAAAGUUGGUGGAAAAGCAAAAAUAAAUUCGAAAAAGUCUUCUCUCUCGUUGAUUAUUUUGGUGGCCCAAAGCUAAAUCAGCUGCAUGAGAUUAACAAAUCCGAAGAGCCUAAUGUGAGAAAGUAUCGUAAAUAAUAAGACUAAGCGAAUGGAGAUGUGCAAGUCCUUUGCAACUCCUCAGAGUAACAAGUUCCUUGACCUUCCUGGCAAGCUGAAGGGAAACAAGGAGAACUUUAUACAGAAAAAAUCAUUCUGCAAAAAUAAAAGCAGUAAGGCCAAUACGAAGGAGCCAAAAGUUUAAGAGUGGAAGAGAUCUUAAGAUCAACUGAAAGAAUGAUUAUAGCUAUAGCACAGACCAAAGGUUUAUUCGGACUCCUACAGUGUCUGGCACAAAUAAGUUCAAGGAAAAGAAACCCUCAACAACAAGGAAUCAUAAGGGAACUGUGAUGUCAGCCCUUGCGAAUAAAUUUAAAGGAACCAAGUCUGAUAGAAGCCGGUUUGUCAAACAUAAAGGAAGCUUUGUACAGAAGAAGACUUCUUAUUUUCAGCAUCUGAGCAAAUCUAAUUCUGGCAUGCUGAAAAGUAGCUGUAAAAAUAAUAAAUCAAAACAGAAGGUCAGAAAAGUCAAUAUUAAUUUGAAAGGAAAACCUCACAAUAAGAAACCCAUGACUGCAAGAAAGACGACUACUCAAUUUAAAAGCGUGUAUUCUGAGUCCUUUCUCAAUGGUGGGAACAAAUUGGCCCAACAUGAGUACU